Cyphomyrmex costatus is the source of this 2838-nucleotide messenger RNA. RefSeq lists its product as uncharacterized. Lineage: Eukaryota; Metazoa; Arthropoda; Insecta; Hymenoptera; Formicidae. The coding region runs from base 1 to 2838 and encodes 945 amino acids. The transcript has a single exon. The record is from RefSeq and is a predicted model, not a curated record.
AUGCAAAACCUGCAGGAAGAGCUCAGGGCAUUGAAGCAGCGUUGCACGACCGUAAAAGCGCAGUGCACGCGAUUUCAAUCAUAUGUGGAUGCCGUGGAUAUUCAGAGUGUUUCGAUCAUCGAGUUACGUGCGCGGCUACAAAGAUUCACACCGUGCUGGAAUGAAUUCAGCGGAAUUCAAGGUAGAAUCGAGGCAUUAGACAUUAGCGAUCAAAGCGAAGCAAAUCAUGAGGUAGAAAGAGAAGCGUUUGAAGGUAAAUAUUUUACAAUUGUUACUAAGUUAGAGAUGCUCAUAGAACAAAGGCAUAGAAUAGAUCAGCCUAUCAAUGCGGUACAGAAUCUCCAUCAAGCAGGAGAGAGCACGCCAUUAACGCAGGGAGUAAUUUCCGUAAAUGAUUCGUUAAAAUUGCCUCGUAUAACUUUACCUACGUUUUCAGGCAAAUAUGAUGAGUGGACAGCGUUCCGUAACCUGUAUCACAGUAUGAUUCAUCAGAAUGCUUUGCUGCCGGAUGUGCAAAAGAUGCAAUACUUAGUGUCGGCAUUAAAGGGCGAGGCGCAUGACGUACUUUCUUCGCUUGAGCCUUCCUCGGAAAACUACAUGGAAGCUUGGCAAAUGCUUAUCGAGAGGUAUGACGAUCCCGGAUUCAUCAUUGGCAAACAUGUGAAAGCAUUGUUUGAUCUUCCGCAUAUGAAUAAAGAAAAUCACAUUGUUUUGAGAAAAUUAUUGGAUACAGUAUUAAAGCACAUGCUAGCGCUUAAAGCUUUAAAGAGACCAAUAGAACAUUGGGACGACUUGAUGCGGCACAUAGUCACAUCUCGGUUGGACCAGACAACUUCAAGAGAAUGGGAAACUACUAUAAAAAGAGAUAGUAUUCCUACGUUUAAUCAACUCAUCGCAUUUUUAACUCAAUGCUGCAGGGCGUUAGAAGCAUCAUCUAGAGAUCAGUGCUCAUCUGUCGCCAAGGUGUCGAGCGAAAAGUCUUCGCAAAAUAAAGGGAUUGCGGCUCACGCAACGACCAUAAAAAAUAGUUGUUUAUAUUGUCAUCAGGAAAACCAUGGCAUUUACAAAUGCAAGGACUUCUUAGCGCUUCAAGUGGAUCAGCGUUUAAAGGAGGUAAAAGCUCGCAGGAUGUGCUUAAAUUGUUUGAAGAGCGCAUCACAUCAAGCUAAAGAAUGCUCAGCCGAGGAAUGUCGCAAAUGCAGUAAGCGUCAUAACACAUUGCUGCAUUUUGAUCGAACUAAUAAAGACGAAUCAAAUGCAAGCUCAAAGCCAAUUGAAUCUGAUACUGGAAAGGUUAUAGAACCGGCAAGCACAAGUUGUACGUCAGUAAGUAGAGCAAAGCAGGUCUUAUUGGCGACCGCGUUAAUAAAUGUUCAAAACUCGAAAGGAGAGAUGAAGUCUGUCAGAGCGCUACUGGACAACGGCUCACAGUCAUGCUUCAUUACAAGUGGCUGCUGCAGGGAGCUUGGGCUUAAACAACGAUCGAUACGCGUACCGGUAUUCGGACUAGCUCAGCAGCUCACGCAAGUUAGAAAUUCCGUAAGAAUUACAAUGCAAUCUAGAACCACUAGAUUCAAUAGAACUUUGGAUUGUCUAGUAGUCGAGAAAAUCACACAGGAUCUGCCUGACAAUAUGGUGGAUAGGAAUUGCCUGCAAAUUCCGAAGAAUGCUCCAUUAGCGGACCCACAAUUUGAUAAACCCUCGAGCAUCGAUAUGCUUCUGGGAGCAGAAAUAUUCUUUGAUCUGUUGACUGUCGGCAUAGUUAAAUCGGCAGGUAACCAGCCGGCUUGGCAGAAUACUCACUUAGGUUGGAUUGUUUCAGGAAGCUGCGCGGGUUCAAACCAGCCAUCCGCAAGAUCUGUUUGCAAAGUAACUAUAACUGAUCCGUUGAAUAGCACUCUAAUGAAAUUUUGGCAAAUCGAAAGUUGCGACAGGAAGGAUACUCGGACUCCUGAGGAACGUUCAUGUGAGGAUCACUUCAUGAAGACUCACAAAAGAGAUCAAGAUGGAAGAUUCAUCGUUUCACUCCCCUUCAGGGAGUCUAUAAUGAAGCAUUUGGGGAAUUCAAGGAAAACCGCUGUGCAAAACUUCAAAGAUUUAGAAAGGCGCCUUAUGCGUGACCCACAGCUCAAGAAGGAGUACAGCAAGUUCCUACAUGAGUACCUCGAACUGGGACAUAUGCGUGAGCUUCCAGAACCAGUUGACGACUCAAAGCAGCAUUUUUACAUGCCACACCAUUGCGUUAUGAAAGCAUCUAGCACUACGACUAGAUUGAGAGUCGUCUUCAAUGCUUCCAGCAAAUCUUCAACGGGCAUUUCAUUAAAUAACGCCUUGAUGGUAGGACCUGUUUUACAACAGGAUGUUGUCUCUAUACUUCUGCGCUUCCGAACUUACAAGUACGUCAUGACAUCUGAUAUAGAAAAAAUGUAUCGACAAAUUAGAGUUGAUACUGAACAAACAUCCCUUCAAAGAAUCGUAUGGAGAGAAGAUCCAUCCGAGAAUAUAAAAGUUUAUGAGUUGUUGACAUUGACAUACGGUACAGCGCCGGCGUCGUUCAUAGCAACAAAAGUCAUUCAGCGUUUGGCAGUGCUCGAAGCUCAUAAGUUUCCAAAAGGAGCAGCGAUAGCAAGCAGAGACUUCUAUGUCGAUGAUUUCAUAUCAGGAGCUAACACAUUCGCAGAAGCGAGAGAAAUACGAGAUCAGGUAUCGGCAUUGCUUAAAACAGGAGGCUUCAAGCUGCGAAAAUGGGCUUCCAAUAAUAGCAGUCUUCUUGAUGAAGCACGCUAUCAAACAAUCAGUUACGCGAGUUGGACAAAUCUGGAUCAGCCAGAACAUUAG